GGGCUGGAGGCAGCGCUACAGAAGCUCGUGCUGCGGCGGAAGAAAGUGCUGAGUGCCGAGGAGAUGGAGCUGUACGAGCUGGCGCAGGCGGCGGGCGGCGCCAUGGAUCCCGACGUGUUCAAGAUCCUGGUGGACCUGCUGAAGCUGAACGUCGCGCCCCUCGCAGUCUUCCAGAUGCUCAAAUCCAUGUGUGCCGGGCAGAGGCUGGCGAGCGAGCCCCAGGAUCCUGCUGCAGUGUCCCUGCCUACAUCGAGCGUGCCUGAGACCCGAGGUCAGCUGGGGUGCUCUCUGUCCCUGUGACCCAGGCGGCGGGGU
Messenger RNA from Myotis brandtii (Brandt's bat), 315 nucleotides. RefSeq names its product mitotic-spindle organizing protein 2B-like. The annotation marks the transcript as partial. The record is from RefSeq and is a predicted model, not a curated record. The transcript is spliced from 2 exons. Lineage: Eukaryota; Metazoa; Chordata; Mammalia; Chiroptera; Vespertilionidae. Gene Ontology annotation, cellular component: centrosome; spindle.